GUGAUAUUUCUUUUUGCGUUACAGAUCGGUGAAAAAUGGUGACGCUUAGCAUUUCUUUUUCUGGAAACCAUGUUGUGUACGCUGGCCAAGUGGUGUCGGGGAAAGUGACCGUUCUUAAAGUCCCCGGGGGUUGUAGAUUAUUAACUUUAACUCUGUUGGGUCAGGGGAAAACCUCUUGGACUGAACAAGAGUCGAGGUAUGACUCUGUCACGGAGAGGGACGUUGUUGAUUCCGUGCAUUGCGGAAAAACCGAAGAUUACUUCAUUCAACCAGUGUGUCUUUGGACCGAAUCCUCGGGAGUUUUAUUGCAUAGCGCGCAGGAGUUCUCCUUCAGUUUCAUGUUACCCCCGGAUCUGCCACCAUCCUUUCAUGGUUCCUACGGGUCAAUCGAAUACACUUUGACUGCUGUUCUUGAAAGACAAGAUGCCAGCACAAACAAAACUGCGGUUGCGACUCUCAUCGUAAUUCCGCAGUGCUCCAUGGGGCACUUGAAGGAAAUGAUGAAACCUGUUACCAUGGAAGCUGAGAAAAAGCUGAAGAUGCUGCUGAUAAAACAGGGAUAUGUCAGUGCAACUGUAACGCUUCCGCGUGCAGUUUACAUCCUCGGCGAAGUGAUACCAGUUUCUGCGUCUAUUUUGAAUCAAAGCUCAGUUUCCCUGGGGAAAACGAAAGCCAAACUAGUUCAAACCGUCACUUUUCACGCUGAUUCGAAAUCGAAGGUCGAAAAGCUCGACUUGUGCAAAGUGAAGCGUGGAGAAGUUGCCGCUGGAACAACGUUCGAAUGGACGAAGGUUCCCGUGGAUGUUCCGAAUAAUGCUGCGCCUUCGGAUUUUGGACCAAGGUGUACAUUGUUCCGGGCUGAACACAAAUUAGAAUUUUCUGUGCAUCCUGCUGGCUUACAUUCGGCGUUGGAACUCGCAGCUGCUCUAAAAUUAGGAACGGUAUGGGAACAUUUGCAGCCAGUGUUGGUUCCGCAGAGCGAACCCAAUGCUCCAUUUCCCCUUCCGACUCCGGUUCCGAUCAUAAAUCCGCCACCUUUUCCCCUUCCGACUCCGUUUCCGGUUAUUACUCCGCCACCGUUUCCCUCUCCGACUCCAUUUCCGAUCAUAAAUCCGCCAGAAGCACCUCUUGCGACCGACGCUGGGGUAUUUCCGCCUUCUGCUCCAUCGAUGCCGCCGAGCUACGAGACAUCGUAUCUGAUGAACUCCGCUUUCUUGUAUCCUGGUCUUCCGAAAGAGUAGAAAAUCAAAAGCGAAUGUGCUCCUAGUCCUUUAGGAAGGUUUGUGAUUUGUUUACCCUGCUGGAGCACGGUACAGUGUCUUGUUCAAAAUUAUCUUCCUUCGAUAGACGAAAUUGUGAUGAGAAUCAAAUUUUUUGGGUUAAUAGAAACCUUUUUUGAUCUGAUUAGGCUUUAGAGGUGUUCGUUCGACGGCAUAUGUUCGAGCUACGAUGAAGUGCCUUCAGUUCAUUACUUCAUACAGUUUAUGUAUUUUUCAUGUUGUGUGUGUCCUAGAAACUGAAAUAUUCAUCAAGUUGAGCAGUGAGGAACUCACCGACUGAUUUCGUCAUCUAAUCUGUCCUAUUCAAUGGCUGAUUUUUCUUAUGUGUGUAGAUGUCACUCGCAGUCAGAAUUUCGAUUUUGAUCUAGCCCGGAAUUAUUUUGUGCAUUUACUGGAGUUUCACGAGGAUAGUUGCAGUAACAGCAAAGGGUUUAUAUGUUCUUCAUGGAAUAUUUCUCGAGGAUUUGAAAUAGUCAUUGUAUUCCUUCUUCUUUGAGGAAUUCGUUUCAAAAGCUAAGCUUUUUGUCAAGCGAAAAGUUUAAUGUAAAUCCUCAAUUCUGAUUAGUCCUCUGCGAAAUUUUUUGGUUACCCCGUACAUGUGAAGAAAGUUCCAGUAGGAAAGCAAUAGUCGGUACAUGUGGCAAUGUGUUCAACUCGCGUUACUAUUUGUGUGAUUUUUUUUUCCUGUCAGCGUUGUGAUUCAUAGCUUUUAGCAUCCUUGUGAUAUUGUAUCAGUGAUUCCUUGUGUGAUCAAAGGAAAUUACUCGUGUUCCCUGCA
This is a messenger RNA of Notodromas monacha, 2058 nucleotides long. NCBI's taxonomy places the organism in Eukaryota, Metazoa, Arthropoda, Ostracoda, Podocopida, Cyprididae. The record is from the annotation of a GenBank genome assembly.